Paramormyrops kingsleyae is the source of this 4770-nucleotide messenger RNA. Its product is annotated as coiled-coil domain-containing protein 18. Lineage: Eukaryota; Metazoa; Chordata; Actinopteri; Osteoglossiformes; Mormyridae. The record is from RefSeq and is a predicted model, not a curated record.
AUCUCAAGGAAGGAAGGAACGGAUUUGGAAAACGGCGGAGGAACGGAAGGUUGUUUUGGAAAUGUUUUAAGUUGUCAAAUUUUCUUAAUGGAUUAACAUUUAAUUAUUUCGCCAUAGCCGUGCUCCUCGCAUUGAGUAGGUAACUAAUGCCGCUUCACGACGAGGAGGAUCUGGUGGAAAACGUCGUCAGUUUGCGGAAUCAGCUGAGGAGGACCGAGAUCAGCCUGCAGACUUUGUCGAACCAGCUAAGCUGCACGGAGCAAUCUGGGUGUCCGCAGCCUGAGCUGCCGGCUGCUUUGACGAUUGAGGAUCUCCAACAAGCCGAUGCCCCAAAGCCACCAGCUGGUGGCCCCAGUCCUGCGAGGCGCUCUGUUACGAUGGCUAACUCGAGGCCAGCAUCUGCCAGGGAAAUGGAGUUGGAAAGCUCCCAGCUCAAGAGACAGCUUCACAGCACCCAAGAGAAGAACUCCUCCCUGGUGCUGGAGAACCAGCAGCUGGUCCAACAACUGGAGGCACUGCAGUUCGAGCUUACCAGCUCCAGGACCAAGAUCCAUCUUCUGGGCUCCACGGUUGGAUCAAAGACCUCCAGUUUGUCUGUAAUGAAGGAGCAGAUCCUGGACUUGGGUGCUGAGGUGGAGCAGCGUUCUAGUGCUCUUCGAGAGACAGAGCGGAAGUUGCAGGAGAGCCAGCGGGCUGUCGUCAUGAGCAACAGACAUGUGACGGAGCUGAAGGCGGAACUGAGGGAGGUCAGAGCUGUCCUGGCAGAGAGAUCCGCCCAAGGGCAACGGGCCGAGCAGCAGAGGAACUCGGCCCUUCACAACGCUGAGAAGCUGACCGUGGCCUUUGAGGAGUACAAAGCCAAAGCCGGCGAGAGACUGAGGAAGGUUCUGGAGGAGGAGGGGAAACUGAAGGAGAGUCUUGUCCAGUGUGACAAGGAGCGGGAGGAGCUGGAGCGCCGCUGUGGGGGGCUGCUGCAGGAGCAGGGGGUCCUGGCGCAGGAGAUCCGGCAGCUGAGGUUGGAGCUGCAGAAGGAGCAGAAGGUGAGCAAGGAGGUGGAGAAAGCUCACAGACAGCUGCAGGAGCAAGAGAAGGAGGUGGCCCACAGACAGCUGCAGGAACGAGAAGCAGAGGAGGCCCGCAGACAGCUGCAGGAGCGAGAGGCGGGGGCAGUGAGGCAGGUGGAGGCGCUGAGGCGGGAGAAUGCCGAGCUACGCUCCGCCAGCUCCCAGCAGGAGCAGCGGCUGGCCGAGUGCCGGAGAGAGGCAGAGGAAAGCCGGGCCGAGCUGGCGGGGCUGGAGGCCAUCCUGGGUUUGCUCCACCUUCAGGAGGGAGGAGGUACACCAUGUGUAAAGCCCUGCAUGCUGCCUGCCUGCUCCAUCUGGACCGGACCGGUUAACCUCCUCAACCCAAAGCCAGGUGAUGGCUACCAGAAGCUGCUGUCCGUCCUGCAGACGCUGGAGCAGGAGAAGGGCCGGCAGGCCGGCUUGGUGUCAGCCACCCAGGCUAGGCUGGACGAGGCUCAGCAGGAGAUCGCUGCCCUGCAGGACAGCAUGAGCCAGCGCUCGAGCCACUUUCAGCGCCUGCACGGCGAGAUGCUGGAAAAGGCCUCAGCGGCAGGUGGCCUGGAGAGGGAGCUAAAGAAGAAAGGUGAGCGACUGGACAAGCUGCAGGAUCAGCUGCAGGAGAAGAGCUCUGCCUACUCACAGGCAGCCGUGAAGAUCGGCGACCUGGAGCAGGGCCUGCUGGAGCAGACCAGCCGCGCUGAGCACCUCCGCUCCCUCCUGGCCAGGAAGCAGAGGGACUUCCAACAGGCCCUACAGAAGGCCGUCUCCCAGCAACGGAAGGACUUGGAGAGCCAGGUCGAGCUGCUGCAGUUCUCUCUGGACCAGAAGCAGGCUGUCGUCCUGGAACUGGAGCGUACGGCGGCCAGUGCACGGCAGGAGAGGCGGGACGCUCAGCAGAGGGCCCAGGCCCUCCAGCUCUCCUUGGAUCGGCUCUCCGAGGAGAAGGAGCUGGCAGCCAGGCGCACCGAGGACACCCUGCGGGCCUUCAGAGAGCAGGCAGCCCAGUCCUGUGCCGAGGUUAAGGGCCUGGAGGAGGCGCUGACGGUGUGUAAGCAGGAGCUGAGCACUUAUGUGCGGCAGAUGGAGGAAGCCAAGGAGCAGUUAGGGAAGCAGCUGGAGAAGAAGAAUUCCGAGGUGGACGCCCUGCGUGCUCAGCUGGAGGACAGUGCCCUGGCUUCCCGGAGCUCCAGUGAGCACAACGUGCAGCUCCAGUGCAGCCUACAGCGGCAGCAGGCCAUGCUGCAGGAGAGCGCCGCCCGUGUGGCCGAGCUGGAGGAGUGUCAAGCCCAGCUGGAGAUACAGGUAGGCAGACUGGAGCAGGAGUUGCUGAGAGAGCGGGCAGCUGGGGCCCAGCAGCUACAGAGAAGUGAGCAGAUGGUGCAGGAGGCCACAGAGGAGGCUCUGAAGAAAGGACAGCAGGCUGCAGCCCUCUCCAUCUCUGUCACGCAGCUGACCGCAGAGAUGAGCUCGUGCCGCAAUGGGCUGACCGAUCUGGAGACGGAGCUUCUGCAGCUGCGCAGGGACAGUGGCAUCAAGGCCUCCCAGCUCAACCAGAUGGAGGAGACGCUGCAGGAGACCCAGGGCCAGCUGGAGAAGAAGUCUGAAUUGGUGGUGGAUCUGGAGGAGAAGCUGCACCGCAGUGAGAUGGACCGGCGCAACUCGCUGCAGCGCACGCAGCUUCUGGAGACGCAGCUACAGUCGGUGCGUGGGGAGCUGGCCGACACGCUGUGCCACCUGCAGGAGCUGCACACCGUGCUGCAGCGCACGCAGCUUGAUGCCGAAGAGCGUGAGGCCGCCAUGGAGAGGCUGGCUGCCGAGCUCAGGGAGAGUCGGAAGGAGCUGGCGGAGCGGAGCCACGAGGUCCUGGACAUGGACGUGGCGCUGAAGGAGAGGCAGGGGGAGCUGAAGCAGAGGGCGGUGCAGCUCAGCCAGCUCGACGUGGCCAUUCGAGACCACAGGCUUGACAUGGAGAAAAAGGUCCUUCACCUGCAGGGGGCGCUAGAGAAAUCACAGAAGGAGGUCAUGGAGCGUGAAAAGCAGGUGGAGUUCCUCAGCAGGCGGCUAGAGCUUGUGCACAAACAGCUGCAGGACAAAGAGGACCUGGAGAAGGAGCUGCAGGAGGCGCGGAGCCACUGUGAGGGCCUGGAGAGGAGGCUGCAGGAGGCGCAGAGCCACUGUGAGGGCCUGGAGAGGAGGCUGCAGGAGGCGCAGAGCCACUGUGAGGGCCUGGAGAGGAGGCUGCAGGAGGCGCGGAGCCACUGUGAGGGCCUGGAGAGGGAGGUGGAAGACAGCGUCACCCUCGUGCAACAGAAGGAUGUUCAGGCCCGGCAGCUGGGCCAGGACCUGGCAGCAUCGCAGGCCCGCGCUUCAGAGCUGGAGACCCAGCUGGGGGGCGCCGUCACGCGCCUGGAGAGGGAGCUGGAGAUGCAGCGGGAGGAGCAUCGCACAGAGCUUUCUUCCGUGGACCUGAGUCGCACGCAGCUCCUGAAGGUGUCGGAGCACAUCUCCAGCAGCCUGCGCCUGUCCCAGGAGCAGCUGGUGCAAAGGCUGCAGCAGGUCACCUCCUGCCUGGAGGAGGCCCAGGGAGCGCAGUCCAACCUGCAGGCCGAGCUACAGGCUCGCGAGGAUCUCCUCCGGUGCACCAAUGAGGCCCUGCUCGUCAAGGAGUCGGAGGUCACGCGGCUGCAGGCCAGGCUCUCCAGCUACGAGAGAACGGCCGAGCUGAAGAGCGCUUCCCUGCUCUGUGACUCUGUGCUUCAGCUGCCGUCGUCCAAUGGCCACAAGGAGGCGCCAUGUCCUGGGUCCUGGGAGGACAGUGACUCCCCGGGCCUGCCGGAGAGCCUGAGGGCAGCGCUGCGCGGCACGUUGGAGCCCCUGGAGCAGAGCUGGCGGGGUCUGAGCCAGCGAGAGUCCUCCUGCUCAGAGCUCUCCUUCAACCCGCUGACCUACAUGGCUGAGGAGAACGAGGACGGCGCCAUUGAUGUCUCUGGGCCGGGGUCUCCAGCAGAGCCCAACAUGGACACCUUCACCGGCAUGCUGAAGCUCAUCAGCAGGCAGCUGGCCUUGCAGGGCGAAUCUGACCCCAUCGUGGCUGAUGCCCCACCCAAGGCAUGAAGACGACCAGCGGGAUGAGGCUUAUGAGAGAACGGCAGCAUGUCCUCGGAUGCAAGAGCGUCUUCUGAGGCCGGGCAGCUGGGAUCCGUCUGCGAUGGACAAUCGUGCCGUUGCCUGUUGGCCCACAAUGACUCUUUACCUGCUCUCAAAUCAGUGCUGCUCAGGGAUUAACGUUGUAUCUAGAAUUGCAAAAUGUCUCCGUCUGCUUAAGCUUUGGAAGUCGUUUUCUCUUGAAGGGAAAUUAGCUCAUGGUUUCGACCCGCAAAUUUAAUUUAUGUUAUACCUGCUGAGCCGAUGAUGUUAAUUCAGGGCUGUUUACUGUGGGGUUGUGGGUUUGUGAACCUGACGUGUGCUGAAGCGUAAUGCAUGUGUAAGUCAGUGUGCCUUGGCUAAGAUUAGCACAGCUGCUGUUCCAGUAACAUGACCAUGGUUGCUGAUUAGCUAAGAUUAGCAUGAUAGCAGACAUUUUUCAGCUCCUAGCAAGAGGAGUGUAAAUUUACUCUGUUCACUUCUAUGCUUUUGUUUUACAUUGUGUAUAUGUAUAUAUUUAGAUGUUUAAUAUACCUAAUUAAAUGAUUUAUUUGGUUUUUUA